Acipenser ruthenus (sterlet) is the source of this 3623-nucleotide messenger RNA. It is a transcript of the gene angel2, whose product is annotated as angel homolog 2 (Drosophila). The transcript has 9 exons. Gene Ontology annotation, biological process: 3'-UTR-mediated mRNA stabilization. The record is from RefSeq and is a predicted model, not a curated record. Gene Ontology annotation, molecular function: mRNA 3'-UTR binding; 3'-5'-RNA exonuclease activity. The coding region runs from base 411 to 2168 and encodes 585 amino acids. Lineage: Eukaryota; Metazoa; Chordata; Actinopteri; Acipenseriformes; Acipenseridae.
GGGGGAAUUGUAGUUUAUGCGAAUCGUUUUGAUAAUGGUGGCUAUUGAUGUUCAUUCUGAAAAAAAAACUACACCUCCCAGAGUGAAAUCGGGGACUGGGGUUCUGGUUCAACAAAGAAGGCAGCAGCAAAUCUUCAAACACAGAGGGCAUGGGUUAUCCUGAACCUGGUCAUUGCGGAACGUCAUACUGGGGAUUGGUUGAGGCCUAAGGCUUUGGUAAAAAAUUUUGUACACACCGAUAUGGGAGCUUUGUAUUGAAUAUUUUUUAAACGUUUUAAAAAUGGCCCAGUAACAACAAAUUCGGCUAAUAUAUACGCAAACGACUGCAGUGAACAUUAAUUAAACGACACACCAGUUUUAUUUGAAAUAGUCAAAGAAAUGCAUACAAAUAUUUUGUCACAGGCUGCCCGAUGUUCACUCGUAACUUGAAUCUCCUGGGCAGGAGUUGGUUCACCCAAACAGAGGUCUCCCAUAACUGCUGGAGGAGCCCAUACUUGUGUAGCCCUGCAUGGUGGACUGGCCUGCCUCCUUGGAUGCAACAAUCAUACCACAGUGGAUCCCUUUCUAUGAAUUUCAGGCCUCCGGGCCGUAUCUGUGGCUCUGUCUGGAGCAGAUCACCCAGACAGAGAUUUUGUCAGGCGGCACCCUUUCACACUUCCAGUGGUCUCAUGGAGUUUUGGGACAGUGAACCUGAGUUCAAACGGAGAUGCCAGGAUGAGAGACAGGACCCCAGAGAGGCACUCAGAUACAGAGGAUGGAAUUCCUCUUCUUACAGGGCAGACAGCCGAACACGAAACCUCCAUUCAUUUUCUCAGAAUGGACCUGCAGAAUCAGUUACUUCAGGCAACAGUCAAACAACACCAGAGCAAACUAGGAAAAGAGGAGGAACUGUUGGCUACAAAUAUGCAGAACAAAUACAGAGACACUGGGAAUAUUUCUCGCAUUACAAAGAAAAAUCAAGACCGCAUGCAGAAGUGUACAUUGCUGACAGGGAAAAAAAUGAAGAAUUUGACUUUACAGUCAUGUCUUACAACAUCCUUUCUCAACACUUGUUGGAAGAUAAUGCACACUUGUACAAGCACUGCAGACGUCCAAUAUUACACUGGGGACAUCGAUUCCCCAACAUUGAGCAGGAACUCAAACAACAUAAUGCAGAUAUUUUGUGUCUGCAAGAAGUGCAAGAGGAUCACUACGAAACCCAGAUCAAACCAAGUCUAGAAUCCUUAGGUUACCACUGUGAAUACAAGAUGCGGACAGGUAGAAAACCUGAUGGCUGUGCCAUAGGGUUCAAGCAAUCUAAAUUUUCCCUUGUAUCAAGUCACCCGGUUGAGUUUUUCCGUCAUGGCAUCCCCCUAUUAGACAGGGAUAAUGUGGGACUGGUUCUGCUGCUGAAACCCGCAGCUACACAGAGCCCUGCCCCCAGCAUCUGUGUGGCCAACACUCAUCUGCUGUACAACCCCAGACGAGGAGACAUCAAGCUGACCCAGCUGGCAAUGCUGCUGGCAGAGAUCGGACGAGUCUCAGUUCAAGAAGAUGGCAGCUGCUGCCCCAUCAUCCUCUGUGGUGACUUCAACUCCGUGCCAGGUUCACCGCUCUACAGUUUUGUGAAAGAAGGGAAACUGGAUUAUGAAGGACUUCUUAUUAGCAAGAUUUCUGGACAAGAACAGACUCCUCGAGGCCAGCGGAUAUUGUCUGUGCCCCUUUGGCCUAAAAGCCUUGGGAUAUCUCACAGCUGUAAAUAUGAAACUGGAUACCAUAGCAAUACAGACAAAUCCACUGAAGAUACAGAAGACUCUUCUAAUGUGCCUUCAGCUGUCAGUCAAGAUAAAUCUUCCCCUCCAAGUGAAAAGGUUCGGUCAAGUAUUGAGCACCAGUUUAACUUGACCUCAGUUUACUCACAUUACCUGUCAGAAGGCCGGAGGCCAGAGGUUACAACUUGUCACUCCAAGACAGCCACCACUGUGGAUUACAUUUUCUACUCUGCAGCCAAAGAUGAUCUCACAGUACAAGCAGCAGGGGGCAGCACAAUCCACAAUGGCCAGUUGCAGGUUCUUGCCAGGCUUUCUCUUCUCGGUGAAAAUGAAUUGUGGCCUGUUAAUGGACUGCCUAAUGAGCACAACUCCUCUGAUCACCUGCCUUUGCUGGCCAAAUUUAGACUGCUGCACUAACACAAUGAGCGUCAUGCUGUGGGUUUACUUUGUACUUUCCAAACAACCCAAACCAUGCAAACAGUGUAGUGUGUGUUUUAUUUGGGGGGGGGGGGGGGGUUGGUAUUGUUUUCUGAGUUUUUUGUUUGUUUUACUUUUUUACUUUGUACAGUAUUUGUUAUUUUAUUGAAUAUGUUGUGGGUAAUUUUAAAGGUGCACAAAUAUAUAGAGUUGACUUGCUAUACUUUAGCAACAAGUGGUUGACACGCUAUUUUCAAACCUGGUUCUAUGAAUCCAACCUGUAUUUCCAGUAUGUCACUUGGUUUAGAUAGGUAUGUUUAGACAGAAUGUGUUGAUUCCUGUGAUUUUUAAGCUGCACAACAUUAAAUUUUUUUCUUAGUGAUCCUAUGUUUGAAAUUUUAUGUAAUUACCAAUAUUCUAUCAUGUAUCCAAUAACUGCAAUAGGACAGGCAGUUUUAGACAUUAUCGGCGGGUUACACAGACCCAAAUUUAGCAUUAAUCUUGGACUAUCUUACCUAAGGUAACAUUAGGUAGUCCAAGACUAAUGAUAAUCAUGCUUUUUAGGUUAAGAAAUUGUUCAUCUUUGAUUAACUAUCAAGGUAGCCUUCGGUUUGUUUAUGUCUUCAUUGUAGAUGCAUGUGUCUGUUUAACCGCACUGUAAAAAUGUACCGUAAAUACAUUCAUAGGCUAAAUCCCUGUAAAUUAUCCAAUAAGUUUUAUUUAUCAAAACUAUUCAAUCAGAUAGUUAUUGCUACAAAAACUGCUGCUAUUUUGUUUUUUAAAAACAAAAAUAUCAGGGAGUGUAGCUACCACUUUAGAAUGUAUCUUAGUAAAUUCAGGAUUUUUUAAUUUUUUUUAAAGGAUCAUUUUAAUAACAGUUGUCAUUUAAGUGAACCAUAUAUUGAAAUACUAUUUUAUAUAUAUUAAACUCUUAUUUGCAUGUGCAGUUUGUUUGAUCAUUUAGUUUGGUUUUAAAAUGAUAGUGUUUGGUUGAUAGGUAUAUCUUACAGCUUUGUUACCUGUGAAGAUGCUGAAUUUGCUGAAAUGUGCUUUUUUCCCUGAUCCAUGACAGUGCAUUACUGUGCAUUUUAUAUAAAUGAGCAAUGAGCUUACUUUUAAAAAGUGUAAAUUCGGCAUCUGCCGUAGCUAUUGCUACAGAGCUAUAAUGCAUACCCACCAAACAUACUUUAAAACCAGACCACAGAGAUAAAAUUGCUGACCAUGGAAGUAUCAGUAAAAACAAAUUUAAAAAUAUUCUGUGAAGUGUAAAAUCUCUAUUUUAAUGAUCUAAAGCUGGGAUGUUCAACUGCGGUCCACACAGUCCAGGUUUUCUCCAAUCACAUACGACAAAAUUAUGUAUAAUAUGGAUGUAUAAUAAUUAUUUUUAAAGCUUGUUAUGAACUGGAUAAAUGCAACGGACUAACCUUGAGCACAAUAAAGCUGGACUGUUUAACA